Bufo bufo (common toad) is the source of this 3916-nucleotide messenger RNA. RefSeq lists its product as uncharacterized. The transcript has 2 exons. Gene Ontology annotation, molecular function: zinc ion binding; nucleic acid binding. The record is from RefSeq and is a predicted model, not a curated record. NCBI's taxonomy places the organism in Eukaryota, Metazoa, Chordata, Amphibia, Anura, Bufonidae. Bases 207 to 2768 code for a protein of 853 amino acids.
GCUUUAUUCAGUUAUUGAAAGAUCAAGGAAUAUCCUGCAUUGAGACCGGACCAAAACCUUUGCUAAGAAAGACAGAACAAGGGGAAGUAUCAUUGGUGGACAAGUAGCACGCUGGUUCGUGAAUUCUAAGGAACACCUGAGACAUCAACCUGAAGUUCGAGAUUAUACUGCAUCAGUAAAAACGGACGCGUUUAAUUGAAUCUUAAAUGAAGCAUGAAUUAACAGGCCGAAAAUUCCGGAUUCUGGAUAUGGAGAUUACAACAGUUUUGUUGAUGAUUGGCAUCACCUAUGUUAUCGGAGUGCAGGAAUUGGAACAAUCAGGAGAUGAGGACACAUUUAUGUUUCCAGAUGGGGAAUAUGAAAAGGCAAUAUUGAUACCAUCAGAAUUGAUAACCAUGGACAUGCCACAAAGAGUUAAUAAUCACGAAGUUAGGAGUAGGAAAGUGCGACUCAUUCCAGAGGGAAAGGAUGUAACCAAGAGAUAUUAUCAGAAUCCUGGUGGGCAAUUCAAGUAUAGGGUGGUUUUCUCUUUUGGGAGGGUAAAUCAUAGUUCAAAUAUUGGGAGAUUGGCAAUAACGCAUGGUGCACAGGGAAUAUUGCCAGAAUCACUACAACCAUUCAUGAUGGCAACAAUAUAUGUCAAUGAUACUGGUUAUUGGCUGGGAGAAGAGUCUGACUUGCCAAAUACGGGUGAGCAGAAAGGUAUUCAAUAUGGAGUAUUUAGUGACUACUUAAGGGAAGGAGAAUAUUUGUUUGUAUGUGGCAUAUAUUGGCAUGACAAUAUGCACCCGAUGUUCACUCCAAAAAAUAUUAACCUGGCUUAUAGAAGGACAAGCCUUGGGGAAGCCAAAGACAUUGAUAUGUCAAUUCAACAUGGUGGAAAUUAUCUUAUCGGUACUAUGUCCAAAUCAUAUAAAUCUUAUAGGGAGAUGGUCGGUCACUGGACAUGUGGUACACGUGAAAUAGAGAUUGGGGGUAUGCAUAUUGUUGAUGCCACUCCAGAUAAUAUUAAGCCAUGCACAAACAAAGAUUCUGAGAAUACUCAAAAGGCCUUACAACUACAAGAAGGACAACCCUUUCAAGUUAACCUAGACUCUGCCCAGACAAUGGCUAGUGGUGUUCAAUAUGCGUUUAUCACAUGGCGGUUUAAUAUUUCUCUAUGGUUAAUUAAAACCCACUAUCCAAUAUGUACAGGACAUACAAUGAAUCAGGUGCGUUCCCUCUAUCAAUGGUUGAUUUCCAAAAACACUAGGGCUCGUCAUCAUUUGAGGAAUGGGAAGAGCAGAGGAAAAAGGGAUAUGGUCGACACAAUAUUGGGUGGCGUAGGAGCUGGAAUGGGAAUCAUUAAUCAGGCAGAUAUUAGCGUCUUAAAAACCAAACUUGCAGCCAUAGCAUCUAACAGUAAAAACGGGUUUGAGGUACAAAGGGAAAUUAAUCAAAUAAUCAGUAACCUACAGCAGGGGCAUAUAGACACUAGCAUUGGGGUAGCAACAGACGUUAUUCAACAUUUCAAGAUGUUCGUGGAAAAUAUGCAGGCUGAUGGGAGGAACAUAUCCUGGGCUCUGGCCUGUACACAAGGGCAGGUGGAACUAUCAACUAAUAUAAAAUUGGCGAUUCAAACCUUGUAUAAUGGGCAAUGGCCAUAUGAAUUAAUAUCUCAGGCCACUGCUGCAUUACCAGAGCUCCUCACUUUCACACACUCCAAAUGGUGGGCGAGUGCUUGGAUUGGAUGUAUUAAUCAUAACUUGGAAACGUGUUAUGCCUCUUCCCUGAUUCCAUACACAAGCUCCCCGUUAGAGGUAGUGUAUAAGGUCACUUCAAUUGGUAUUCUUACUGGAGGAUCCACACUACUACAUCCAAGAUUAGACCAUCCUCAUGUAAUCAGGAAGGAUGGGGUGUGGAAGCAGGUUGAUAUUUCCCUCUGCUUACAUAGAAAUCAGGAUAUAUUGUGUACACCAGGCCAGGAUAGGUUGGUGGAGGACAAGUGUUGGAACAACUCGUCGGUUUGUGUUCUGGAUGGGGAGUUUAUUACAAAAGAUAAGACACCAGUCACAUACCUAGGACAUCAGAGAAUCUGUUUCUUUCUAUUAAACAUCACCAAUGUAACUCUGAUCACAAGUCAAUGUUCAAUAACAACAGCUGUGGAUAAGGGUGCAUGGUGCACGCUUGGUAAUGUCACGGAAAUCCAGACACCAAGUUGGAGAUAUGUGUUUCCCACCAUUGCAAACUUAUCUAUUGAUAUUGAAUAUCAUAACCCUGUCAAUCUUCAAGCAUUAAAUUUGGGAAUGGGGAAAGAGCUGCAUGAUUGGCUGAUCAGAUUUGAUCAAGAUGAAUAUUUGCUUAGAAAGCUACGGCAAGAAGGAGCUAAUGCUACAAUCGUUAUACACCAUGACCAGAAAGAGCUAAAACAUAUUACUCAUCUGUUAGAAAAUAAUGCUAAGGGUUAUUGGUGGGAGGUUAUAUUUGGGCAUUCAAGUGCAGCCAAUGGAAUCUUAAAUUUCUUAAUCCAUCCGAUUGUGGUAUUGCUCAUUGUUGCUGUAGUUUUAUCCUUAUUGCAAAUUUACAUGUGUUGUAUGACACGGUAUCUAUAUAAAAGGCUCCAGGCCCUAUCCAUGGAAAUAGAAAUACAAACUAAAUAUAAAAUUGCAUCAUGCGAAUUAGAUGUACCAAAGAGCCUGGAGGAACAUCUUUUAAAAUGUGACAACUGUGGCAGACAAGGACAUAGCAGGGGAAAGUGCCUGAUCCCUGAACGAUACAACAGAUUGUAAUCAGAAAAUGAAUGUUUAGUUACAUCAUGCAUGAAAUACUUGAAUUAUAUUUUCAUGGUGUGCUUAGUAUAGAUGAUAUAUGUAUUUUGAUUUUGUUGAUAAGUAUGUGAAUAUAUUGAUGAUUCAAAUGUUAAUGACUUCCUCAAUGUCCUAAUAAGAGUGUAACAAGAUUUAUUGGAAUGAAUGGAAAGUGAUGAAUGGUGAGCGGCAGGAUUCACCCUUACUCUAUUCGGAUGAUGAUGGACCGCAAGGUUGAAGAGAACUAUGGACUGUAAAGUGGUCAUCAAUGGUGUGUCAUUCAGACACAAAGGGGCAUAUGUUGGAAGUCAACAUGAGUUUGAUACAAGUUGAUACACUUUGAUAGACUUGGAUGUGUUGAUGGGGGAGCAAUGGACUACUGUCAUCCUGGUGUAAAUAGCAAUGUCAAUAGGCCUAACAUCUGAAUAAGCCUGAACAUCUUGUUUUCAUCCUGUCGUAAACAGCAUCUGUCAUAAAAGCUGCAACAAUAGCAAUGUGAAUAAGCUUGACAUCUGAGUGAUAAGAAUGGAAAUGAGAUAGGGUUCCUGUUUCCCCUGUCCUGAUGACUUGAAACCAGCCCCUGCGGUGUUAUACACAAUGGACUGCGCAUUUGUAAUGGUGUAGGCAUCCUGUCGGCCCUAAAAGGUCUGAUUCUCAAGGAAGUUUGGACGGACAGCUGUUGACAUAGCUGAAACAAUAUGCCAUGCCUCAGGCCCAAGGCAAACUAAAAGGACACCAGCGCCAUCCGCAGGAAGGUGGCAGUUACUGCAUCAAUAUGAAGGAGUGGACUCAGAUCAGAUUACUGCAAGUUCAUUGGACGAAUGGUAAUGAAGAAGGCCGGAAGAUACUGGAGUAAGGGGUGGAAUUGUGGGCGUGAAUGUGGUUCGAUUUGAUAUAUAAUAUACACUAGAUCAAUGAUAGUUAGAUAUAGUUAGAUAUGUAUUGAUUGUUAGGAAGCUAGUACUAGUAUGUUUAUAUUCUUUUCAAGUAUAGGACAUUGAAGGAAGGUUUGCUUUAUACUCUGUUAUCCAUUUAUCUUGUAACCUUUUACCUUACUUUUAUUAAUUAAAUAAGCCAUUGCUUAAAUCCGGAUUCCUCAUCUUUCAAAGACAUACAAGGAUAGUCAGCAG